Molecule: messenger RNA, 1157 nt
Organism: Oryza sativa Japonica Group (Japanese rice)
Lineage: Eukaryota; Viridiplantae; Streptophyta; Magnoliopsida; Poales; Poaceae
Source: RefSeq, a predicted model, not a curated record
AGAAAAUUUAUAUUUCAUUUAAUUAGAAUUUAAUAUGUUCUAAUUCAAUUUUAUCACUUCCUGCUGUUCGUCAACGGGCCGUGGGGGACCAGCUGGGGCCACCGCCAUUACCGGCGCUUCUCCGACCUCCUCGUCUGCGAGCCGCUGACGCGUCGGUUUCAGGGCAUCGCCCGCAUGCCGCCGCCUCUGUGGAGCUUGGUCUUCUGCGGCGCCUACCUGAUCGACGGCGGCGGCGGGGAGCGCGGCGUCGGCAUGUCGAACUACCGGGUGCUCUGCAUGUUCGGCGAGCUGGCGUGCGUCUUCUCGCCGGGGAACGACGGCGGCUGGCGCUUCGUCGACACGGGCUUGAAGUACGGCGACGGCGAGGACGUCGAGUUCCCCGAGGACACCCAGUUCGUCGGCCGCGCCGCCGGGAAGAUCUACUGGUGGGCACCGGGUGGGCUAGUGCAGGUGUUCGACGAGGCCACGGACACCUUCUUCCUCAUGGAGUUCCCGAAGCACAUGCGGUGGGAGUACCACAAGUCCAACCUCCGGGUGAUCGGCGGCGUGGACGGCGGCGGGAUACGCGUCGUCCGCAUGACCGGCGAGGACCUGGAGAUCUACGGCGAGAGCGGCGGCGGGGAGUGGGCGGUGGAGAGGAGCGUCCGGCUGGCCGAAGCCACCCGCGGGCUGCCGGGGCGUCAGGAGGUGUUCUUCACCGCGGAGGCGCCGGCUGCGAGGAUCGUGACCGCCGGCGGCGACGGGUUCGUGACGCUGGCGCCGGCGGAAGAUGAGACGUGGCUCUUCUCCGUCGACCUGGAGACCAUGGAGGCGGAGCGCGACCACGAGAGGAACAAGCACGUCGGCGAGGCGCACCCGUGCUCGGCGCCGCCGCUCGCCGCCGUCUUCCGUGCUUGCGGCGUAGGUGACGCUACGAGGACGGAAAAAAGCGGAAGCCGCCUUUGAAACUGACGACGAACUUUAGAGAGUUUAUUUUGAGGAACUGGUCGAACUGACUUGUGAAGAUUCAUGUAAAAUCCUUGCGUUUCAAAGCUAUUAUUAGUUUUAGGAAAUAUUCUUAGUUCUAGGAAAUAUUCAUAGAACUGAUUUUUAUUGGUGCACGGUUUAUUACACAUAUAAUUAUGAGUGGUUUAAGAGCGCUAAUGACCGUUCUUAGC